Messenger RNA from Dermatophagoides pteronyssinus (European house dust mite), 2484 nucleotides. RefSeq lists its product as uncharacterized. The record is from RefSeq and is a predicted model, not a curated record. Gene Ontology annotation, biological process: anatomical structure development; regulation of transcription by RNA polymerase II. Gene Ontology annotation, molecular function: DNA-binding transcription factor activity, RNA polymerase II-specific; RNA polymerase II cis-regulatory region sequence-specific DNA binding. NCBI's taxonomy places the organism in Eukaryota, Metazoa, Arthropoda, Arachnida, Sarcoptiformes, Pyroglyphidae.
ACCUAUCAAUUAAUGAAUUAACCUGAUGAGAGAUUAAGACAAGACAAGAAAAGAGUUAUAAUCCCUAAAUCCCUAAUUUUUUGUAAUUGAUUGAUUUGGAUAUUCCCAAACAAAUUGAUUUUGAAAAAAUCAUUCAAAACGGCUUUAUCUACGGUAACACCACCUUAUCAUCACCAUCAUCAUCAUCAUCAUCCGCAUCAACAUCAUACAAUGGUGCCAAACGAUGGUCAUCAUGGAUUUCAUCAACGUUCAGCAGCUGCUAAUCAUUUUUGGUCAACAGCAACAUCAUCUGCAUCAUCAUCACCAACAUCAUUAACAUCAUCAAGAUUUGUUUCAGCCGUUGCCGAUGUAUUAGCACAACAACAAGAUCAAUGUAUGAUGCAACAUAAGGGCCACUCAGGAAUCAAUCAACUAGGCGGCGUCUACGUGAACGGGCGUCCAUUGCCUGAUUCGACCCGCCAAAAAAUUGUCGAGCUAGCACAUAGUGGUGCUCGACCUUGUGACAUAUCUCGUAUAUUACAGGUGUCCAACGGUUGUGUAUCCAAAAUUCUAGGUCGAUAUUACGAGACUGGCUCUAUACGUCCGAGAGCAAUUGGUGGCAGUAAGCCACGAGUUGCAACAUCGGACGUUGUGGCCAAGAUCGCACAAUAUAAACGUGAAUGUCCAUCAAUAUUUGCAUGGGAAAUUCGUGAUAGGUUACUUUCGGAAGGAGCCUGUAACAAUGACAAUGUACCAUCGGUCUCUUCAAUCAAUCGUGUAUUACGUAAUUUGGCUGCCCAAAAAGAACAAAACAAUCAUCAUCAUCAUCAUACACAUCAUCAUCAUUCUACACAUCAUCAUCCACAUGCACAAACAGCCGAUGUUGUUUAUGAUAAAUUACGUAUUUUGAAUGGACAAAAUUGGCCAAGACCAUCACCAUGGUAUCCGGGUAGUACUACAUUUGGUAGUAUUACAUCAGCACAUUGUAUGCCAUCAGUACCAACACCGGCUGCUGUAACCAAUAAUAAUAAUAAUAAUAAUAAUAACAGUAAUAUUAAUAAUAAUAUAACUAAUACUAAUACCAAUACAACAUCAUCGGCCGCAUCAAUUGAAAAUGGAAAUUCUGUAAAAAAAGAUGUUGAUUCUAGUACUGAAGAUUCAUCACAACAUGAUGGUUCGGAUGUUGAUUCAGCUGCACGUUUACGUUUAAAACGAAAAUUACAACGAAAUCGUACAUCAUUUACGCCCGAACAAAUUGAAUCACUUGAAAAAGAAUUUGAACGUACACAUUAUCCGGAUGUAUUUGCUCGUGAACGACUAGCAGCAAAAAUUGAAUUGCCCGAAGCUAGAAUACAGGAGUAUGAUAUCGUACAGGUAUGGUUCAGUAAUCGACGGGCCAAAUGGAGGCGGGAAGAAAAACUACGUAAUAAUCGUCAUACACGAUCAUCAUCAUCAACAUCAUCAACAACAAAUAACAACAACAAUAAUAAUAAUAAUAAUAACAACAACAUUGAUAUGACAUCGACAACAACAACAACAACAAACAUUUCGCAAAGUGCCCAACAGAUAACAACCGUUGCAACAACAGCGGCAGCAUCAGCACAACAUUCACAGCAUUCGAUACAAUCAUUACAAUCAUCCGGUCUUCAACAAAAUCAACAACCACAACAUGGACCACCACCACCAAUAUCGGUACCAUCAAUAACAACGCCUACACAUCAUUCUCAUAAUCAUAAUUCACAAUCUGGAAUGACAUCACCGGAUAGUAUUAUUCAUAAUAGUUUGACCGAAUUGAAUAAUUCCCAUGCAAAUGGUGGAACAAACGCUACAACACCUUCACCGGCUCAUGCAGCAACGGCUGCUGCUGCUGCUGCGGCCGCUGCAGCUGCUGCAAAUGCUGCCGCUGUUGUCGCAUCAAGUCAAACAUCGCGAAUACCAAUCAGUUCUAGUUUUGCUAAUCAUUCACUUUAUCCGACCAUACCACAGCCAAUGCCAUCGAUGACCGAUACAUAUGGAUCGAUGGGAAUGUCAUCAUAUUCAAUGUCGAAUAAUAUGGCCAAUGCAAAUCAAUGUUUACAACAGCAAGCAGCCGCCUAUUCAUUUAUGCAUCAUCCAUCAACACAUAGUAGUCAUAGCGCCCGAAAUCCAUAUGAUACAAUCGGUUUAAGCUAUUCAAGACAUUCUGGAUGUCCAUCAGCUGCUGCAGCACAAAUGCAUGCAAUGCAAUCAGUAAAUGGUCAAUUUAAUCAUGUAAACAAUUCAACAGCCGGAGGAUCGACAGGUAAGCUUCAUAGUCAUCAUAGGACACCAUCAUCAUUGGAGCUUAGUCAUCAUGCCAAUCUCAACUCGUAUUUUCAUCCGAACAGGAUUGAUAUCACCGGGAGUUUCUGUACCAGUCCAAGUGCCUGGACAGAUUAUAAAUGAUGAUUUAUCAAAUGCUAUGAAUUCUGUUGUUUCAGCUAAUAAUAAUUAUUGGUCUCAUUGCAUUUAAAUAAUUAACACACC